Molecule: messenger RNA, 1134 nt
Organism: Mollisia scopiformis
Lineage: Eukaryota; Fungi; Ascomycota; Leotiomycetes; Helotiales; Mollisiaceae
Exons: 2
Coding region: 1-1134 (377 amino acids)
Source: RefSeq, a predicted model, not a curated record
AUGGCAGCCAUGAGUGUAACCUCAGCCUCUCCUCGCCGCCAUCAUACAGAGCUUCAACCACUAGCCACCCGUCCCGGCACGCCAGUUACCCCCACGCAGAGGAGACCGAGCCAGUUUCUCGGGUCCAUGGUCAGAUCGACGCCAGCAGUCCCAAGUCCAAGUAUCGUGGCAGCACGUGCCUAUUAUCUCCAACACGCAACACCAAUUGGGCCAGAUACAGAUGCAUUGCAGAGGCGUAGAAGCUUAAUUGAAGAACAACUGCUUCCUCGCAGACACUCUGUUGUAUCUUCGACCAGUAACCUUGCAGAACAGCUGGAGAACUUCACAUUCUCAUCAGAGAGUCGAAGACUACAGACUGUACCAGAAGGAGAAGAAACACUUCCAAAGAUCAAGGUGGAAGAAUGCGAUGAUGUAGAUAUGAGGGAGAGCAUCGAGAGUGAUGAGGCCGAGGUCCAAUCAAAGUCAGAUCUGAUGUGCGGUACACCACAAGAAGUGCUUCGUCAAGUACCUUUCCAGUACACGCACGAUCAUCUCAGAGAUUGGGGAUACGCUUACCUUGGUAAGUCAGCGACAGCAGAUGCAUUUGUCAACGCAGUCGGCUUGCGAAGAUCAAAUUUAGCACCACUACAAGAAAAUGUAAAAUCGGGAUCCUCAGACCUCGUCACAAUUCGUGCAAGGGUGACACCAACAUCGAGAGAGAGGAAGCCGUUCUUGAUACAAAGACAAUUCGACAUUAAAGAGUUGCGAUCGAGUAUACCAGCACCAAAGAUGACUGGGGAGGUAUUGAACGGUAGUUCAAGGCAAUUGAGACGGUCAACCAGAGUCCGAAGACAAUCCGUACAGCCAGCUGCAGCUGAGACCCAGAGGAGAAAGAGCUUGGAUAUACCCAGGAACGAAGGUAUCGCUUCACUUAGCAAGGGCCCAGUACCUAUUCAUAUCGAGUACGCACUGCACUAUCUCCCAGUGCUUGCCGCAGUCAUGCUUUCAGGCCAUGUUCGCAAAGGCGAUACCAUUGAUCUACCCGUCCCACACCCUGCAGCCUGGCAUGAGGUAGUCACUUACAUCUACACCGGAAGCGGUACCCUCACAUCCGCUGCCAGGGAGAACAUCCUCUACCUUGCGGGACAUGCUUGA